Molecule: messenger RNA, 621 nt
Organism: Carya illinoinensis
Lineage: Eukaryota; Viridiplantae; Streptophyta; Magnoliopsida; Fagales; Juglandaceae
Exons: 2
Coding region: 1-621 (206 amino acids)
Source: RefSeq, a predicted model, not a curated record
AUGGCUCAUGUCUUGCAUGAUAAUGUUGAGGCUGAGGUUAAAGUGACACAACCCGAAGGGCAAGUAUGGGCACCAAUGAAACUAUCACAACGGGGUGUAUCCUUCACCGUGGAGGAAGACAAUCUCCUUGUAUCAGGAUGGCUCAACAUUAGUAUAGAAGCUAUUAGGGGGACAGAUCAAAAGUCUACCCAAUUGUGGAUAAGAAUCCAUGAUUACUUCAAUACUUAUAAAAAACCUAAUUGGCCUGAACGUUCUAUGGGGUCGUUGACUAAUCGAUGGUCAACUAUCCAAAAAGCCACAAACAAGUUUUGUGGUUAUUUGGCCCAAGUCGAAUCAAUGCAUCCAAGCAGUACCAAUGAACAAGACAAGAGAAAGACAGGUUACUCUACUGUUCCAGCUGCUAAUGCCAUAGAUGUAGAGGAAAAUGAGAGCAUGUCUACCAAUUUGGAGAGGCCACUAGGCAAGAAAUUUGAAAAAGAAAGGGAAAGGAAAAGGAAACGCGAAGAAUUUUCACCUAGUCAAUUUGAUGAAAAGUUAAAUAAUAUGGAAAGUGAUAGGAGGAUAAUGAUGAUUGAGCGACGGGAGGUGGCAAUGAAGGCUGAUAGGACAAGGCUGAGAUAA